AUGGCCCGGCCUGGCGCCUGCGAGCCCCAGAGCGCGCUGCUGGCCAAGAUAGUGAUGGCCGGGGAGGCCGACGUGGGCAAGACCUCCAUCCUGAGGCGAUACACCCAGGCCUCGCAGCCCGCCUCCUUCAUCACCACCGUCGGUAUUGAUUUUAAAGUAAAAACAGUUUCAUUAAAUGAUACAACAUUGAAACUUCAGAUAUGGGACACUGCUGGCCAAGAACGAUUCCGUACGAUGACUACUAGUUAUUUCCGUGGAGCACAUGGAUUUGUUCUUGUCUAUGAUGUCACAAAUACAGAAAGUUUUCAAGGAAUUGCACAUUGGAUGAAAGCUAUAUAUGAGAAAGCAGAUGAAAAUGUAGAAGUGAUACUAUUGGGAAACAAGUGUGAUAAUGAGGCAGAACGUGCAAUUCCAAAACACAGAGGAGAAAAGCUGGCGUGGGAGUAUGGGGUACCCUUUUUUGAGACCAGUGCGAAGAACAAUGUAAACAUUGAACAUGCCUUUUCAGUACUAGCCCAAGAAAUAUUGGACAAGAGCUCCUGCAUACCACUGAGGCCAGAUGUGGUAGACCUAAGUGGAAAUGCACAAAAAAGAACUUGCUGCAAAUUAUGA
Messenger RNA from Euleptes europaea (tarantolino), 612 nucleotides. RefSeq names its product ras-related protein Rab-10-like. Gene Ontology annotation, cellular component: recycling endosome; insulin-responsive compartment; Golgi apparatus. The record is from RefSeq and is a predicted model, not a curated record. NCBI's taxonomy places the organism in Eukaryota, Metazoa, Chordata, Lepidosauria, Squamata, Sphaerodactylidae. Bases 1 to 612 code for a protein of 203 amino acids. Gene Ontology annotation, molecular function: GTPase activity; GTP binding. The transcript is spliced from 6 exons. Gene Ontology annotation, biological process: cellular response to insulin stimulus.